AUGGCAGCGAGCUCCUUCGGUGUAGCCGUCGCGCCGGUGCGGCAAGAUGGGCGCACGUUGGCGCAGGUCGCGGAUGGCCACGGCCGUGAAGCGGAGCACCGCGGCGAGCUCGUGCCGGCGCUUGGAAAGCAGCAGCCAUUUCAGGUGGGCGUGGGCCUGCUCACGGGCACGUUCAUUGUCCUCCUCAACUACGCCGUGCACUGGGAGGAGGACGUCUUCAGGAGCCUGCCUGAUCCGCUGCCAAGGUUCGCGCCCGCCAUUGCCGGCGCAAUGAUCGGCGGCCUGAUGCUGUUGCGGGGGCAGGGCAGGCUGGAGGGCGGGACGGACAUUCCGUCGCUGCGGGCGUCCAAUGCGCGGCCGCCCAAGGACUGGACGAUGGCACCCACGCGAGCAAUUGCGGCGGCCAUCACGCUCGGCGGCGGCAAUUCGCUAGGGCCCGAGGGGCCAAGCGUGGAGAUAGGUGCCAACGUGGCAGUCGUCCUCAGCGAGGCAUCCCUGGGCCGCGGCGGUCGCAGCGCCGAGGGGGACGACAGGGAGCGGGCGAACUUCGCCAUCCGGCAGAACCUGCUGGCCGCUGGCUGCGCCAGCGGCAUCGCAGCGGGCUUCAACGCGCCAGUGUCCGGCCUCUUCUUCGCGUUGGAGUCGGUGCGGCCCGAGGGCUCGCCCCGCUCCCGCUCCCUGGCGCCCUCCAUGCAGCUGCUGGCCGCGGUGCUGGCCGCCACGGUCUCGCAGCUGGGCCUGGGCUCCAACCCGGCUGUGAACCUCGACAAGGUGAAGUGGGAGCCCAGGGACUCGCUCUGGGAGCUCCCCCUCUUCCUGGUCCUGGGCGCCUGUGUGGGCGUGGCCGCGGCGGCGCUCAAGUUCGCCAUCAAGCUGGCCCGCGGCGGCUUCACGGAGCUCGAGAAGAGCAGCGUCCCGACCUGGGCCUUCCCAGUGCUGGCAGGCGGGAGCGGGAAGGGCAGCGGGCCGAUGGCCCCGAAGGCUCAGAUCCUGGACAGGCCAGAUCCUGGACAGGCUGGCCACCUCGGACUCUUCAUGACGAGGGAGCCGGGAGGACGUCUCAGGAUGCCCAAAAAGGACACAAACCCUGGACCAGAGUCCACCCGGGGCCCCGAGUGCCUGGGGCCGCUCCUCACCACCCGGGUUCUCUACAAGGGGUUCGAGAAUGUGAACCUCGUGCUGGCCAAGGCCGCGUGGCGCCUGGCUCAGCUGGGCGUCACGGCUGUCUCCGUGGACCAGGGGCCAGUGGCCGCCAGCGUGACCGCGUGA
This is a messenger RNA of Prorocentrum cordatum, 1269 nucleotides long. NCBI's taxonomy places the organism in Eukaryota, Dinophyceae, Prorocentrales, Prorocentraceae. The record is from the annotation of a GenBank genome assembly.